Messenger RNA from Vanrija pseudolonga, 485 nucleotides. It is a transcript of the gene NDUFA5, whose product is annotated as NADH dehydrogenase [ubiquinone] 1 alpha subcomplex subunit 5. The record is from RefSeq and is a predicted model, not a curated record. Bases 40 to 438 code for a protein of 132 amino acids. Lineage: Eukaryota; Fungi; Basidiomycota; Tremellomycetes; Trichosporonales; Trichosporonaceae. The transcript has 3 exons. Gene Ontology annotation, biological process: respiratory electron transport chain.
UGCACUUCGCUCACGGCCCACCUCAUCUAUCCCGGCACAAUGCUCCGCGCCUCUCGCCCUCUCUUCGCCGUCGCCAAGACGCUCAAGGCCUCGACCGGCAUCACGGGCGUUCCGGUCCACUCCAACCCCCUGCCGGCCCUGACCAAGGUCUACAACCAGACCUUGACAUCGCUCUCGGCCCUCCCCGCGACCUCGGUGUACCGCCAGGCGGCCGAGGCGCUGACAAAGCACCGCCUCGCGGUCGUCGAGAAGGCCAACGGCGACAUCCCCGCCGUCGAGAAGGAGCUCGGUACCAUCGUCGAGGUUGCCCUCCAGGAGGCCGAAUCGGAGCUCUCCCUCUCGGGCCAGGUCGCCGAGUGGAAGGUCUGGGAGCCCCUCGAGGAGAAGCCCCACCCCGACCAGUGGAGGUACUUUGACCCAACUGGCGACUCGCUCUAAGCGGUGCGGAUGGGUAUUGUAGAGGCAUGCAACAACACAACAGGAUA